Chelonoidis abingdonii (Abingdon island giant tortoise) is the source of this 3027-nucleotide messenger RNA. The record is from RefSeq and is a predicted model, not a curated record. Lineage: Eukaryota; Metazoa; Chordata; Testudines; Testudinidae.
ACUGUACUGUACAUCCUGGAGAAGCAUCCCACAGCCAAUUUCACUGGGGCCAGUACUUGGGAGCAGCCCAGAGUUACCCCCACACAAGCCACUUAGCUCCCUGCAAGGGAGCAGGGACCCUCCAGUCUCCCCUCACAGAGCACACAGGCCCGUUGUCCAGGCUCCCACUCUUCUGGCUGAUCAUGACUCUCUGAUCACUCUCUCCCCACCAAUUACAAAGCCACUUAUUCUCCCCUGACAACCAGUAUCCCCCUGCCCUCAGUCCCAAUAUCCUCAUUCCCCAGACUCCAAUAUCGCCCCUUUCCUGCCCCCCCCAGCUCUCUGCCCAAAUACUGCAUACCCCUUCCCUGCCCCCUACUGCUAACCUGCAAUAUAUCCUCCACCCUUCCCUUGCCUCACCCUCAGUCCCCCUUGGCAUCCUCCCCUCCCUCUCAUAGCUUUUGCCACCUCAGGUCAGUUUUCUGUCCAGUGUUGCCAGUUGAGCCAUUUUGUCGCUGGAUGUAGCAACGUCACCAGAUUUGAUUAAAGGUCACAGUUUAGCGACUUGUUGAGGCAAAACUUGAAAAAUCUCAAGCAGACCUAAAACGUUGCUGGAGUGAGCGACAAAAUCACUGAACUGGCAACACUGAAAUGAGAGGAGAUUUUGUCCCUGCCUCGUGUUGUGCAGGGCCAGAGCCUCCAUGAGUUCUGGGACUUCUCUUUUGAGGACCCCAGCACUGCCUAAGGGCCUGGGUGGGUGUACAGCUCUGUAGUGCCUACGACGCUGCUGUCUGUGAUCUGUAUAGGCAGGACAGAGGGCACCAGAGAGCUUUGCCUACAGCACCAAAUGGGCUAUCUGUGAAAUCAGUGGAAAUCAGGCUUUUCUCAUUUUUGGAUUCUCACCAAAAUUAGUAGUGUGCUUCCCAUGGAUAUCUAGAACAUUCCCUGCAAUUUUCAAAUUGAUCAGUUGGGGUUUUCAAAAGCUAUCACAUUUCACCUCUGUAGACAGACUUGGUUCACUCAACCUAUGAGCUAGGAAUUAUUCUGGGGAAGUUCUAUGGCCUGUGUUAUGCUGGAGGUCAGGCUACAUGAUCACAAUGGUCCCUUCUCGCCUUGGAAACUUGGAAUUUAUGAAAGCCAUCAACUUGGUGUAACUGGUAACUGGUAAGCCUUCUCAGAACUGCAAAGAGUCCCAAAACGUUGGGGAGCUUGCAUACACAUCUACCCACCUACCCACACUGGCUGGUCAUAAGUGCACUUACUACUUGUAAUAGGCAUUAAAAUUCACUUUAACUUCUGAUAGAAUUAUUUCAAUUAAAAUAUCCUACAACUUCCUACAGCAGUGCUGAAAAGUCUGCAUUUUAGGAUAGUAUCAAAUUAAUCUGAAGUCCAGGUGUGCAGACUCACUUCAUCUCGCUUCUCAAAAAUAUGUAUAUUAUUCAUAUCUAUUUAAGGUUGAGACUUUCAAACUUGCCAAAGGGAUUUGGAUGCCUAAUUCCUAUUAAAUUCUAAUGGACAUGGGGCAUCCAAAUCUCUUAGGCAUCUUUGAAAAUCCCACCCUGAAUUUGUCCUGCUGAUGUUAUGAACUAAUGACAAAAUGCCUGUGACAUAUUGUAGGUUCCCUUUAUUGAAAGGAAUAAAUAUAAAAUAAAUUCAUGGCUGAGAUAACCAGGAGGUCUGGCAUAAUUCUCCCUCAGUUUUCAACUCUGAUCUCAGAUCCUUGGUCUCUUGAGAAACAGUCCGAAGCUCAGACUUAUUGCACAUCCAAUGUGAUGAUGCCAAUAUUUGUUGUACAGUGUUCAACUGCUGAAUGUGGUAGCCCAUCAGGCAUUUUGCUGAUGAUGUCACACUCUGCUAAAGGGCACUGAAGACUCCGAUAUGCCUACAGGAAUCAGGCAAGUCCUGUUUUAAAGCUUUUGCUUUAGAAGUUCUCAUUUUAUAAUCCAGUGUAUGAAAUGGGCAUACCGAAAACUUUUCCUGUCUUGUGGGAAGAACAAGGCACUCUUCAGUUCUCUCUAGUGAUAGAUGCACUGAGUCACCUGUUCAGUUAUAGAAUGCAUCUAUUUUCGAUUCCCUGGAGCUGGUGUUAACUCCUUUUCCUUUUAAGAGAUGUCACCGGACAUGUUUAAAUACCUGCAGGGGGCAGCAUGGGUCGGCUUGAUGGGAAGGUAAUAUUGCUGUCUGCAGCCGCACAAGGGAUUGGACGAGCAGCUGCUAUAGCUUUUGCAAAAGAGGGAGCAAUGGUCAUUGCUACAGACAUCAAUGAGUCCAAGCUGCGAGAACUGGAGGAGUAUUCAGGCAUUCAAACACGGCUGCUGGAUGUCACCAGCAGAGAACAAAUAGAAAAUCUGGCCAAGGAGAUUGAAAGGAUUGAUGUCCUCUGUAACGUUGCAGGUUUUGUCCAUCACGGAACCAUUCUGGAGUGUGAGGAGACAGACUGGAACUUCACAAUGAACCUCAACAUUCGCAGCAUGUAUCUAAUGAUCAAGACAUUCCUUCCAAAGAUGCUUGCAAAGAAAUCUGGAAACAUUAUCAACAUGUCUUCUGUGGCAUCCAGCAUUAAAGGAGUUGUAAACCGAUGUGUCUAUAGUACUUCAAAGGCAGCAAUUAUUGGUCUAACCAAGUCCAUAGCUGCUGAUUUCAUUGGACAAGGCAUCAGAUGCAACUGCAUAUGUCCAGGAACUGUUGACACUCCAUCUCUACAUGAGAGGAUCCAAGCCAGGCCCAACCCAGAACAGGCCCUGAAAGACUUUCUGGCUAGACAGAAGACUGGUAGGAUGGCUACUGCUGAAGAAGUGGCCCACCUCUUUGUGUAUCUGGCCUCUGACGAAUCUGCCUACAUGACUGGCAAUGAGCUUAUCAUUGAUGGAGGCUGGAGCUUGUGACUUACGAAACUUUCAGCUGAAGUUUUCAAUGGAAAUUCAUAGUACGAAAGGCAAAUAAUGAAGAGAUUAUCACAUGUCUCUACUAAUAUAGUUUGCACCAUUUUAAUGACUAAAAUGAUUGACCUUCAAAUAAAAGUCAGUGUAUUUGCACAGACAUGCGAUA